Messenger RNA from Paraphaeosphaeria sporulosa, 940 nucleotides. RefSeq lists its product as uncharacterized. Gene Ontology annotation, molecular function: structural constituent of ribosome. The transcript is spliced from 2 exons. Lineage: Eukaryota; Fungi; Ascomycota; Dothideomycetes; Pleosporales; Didymosphaeriaceae. Gene Ontology annotation, cellular component: mitochondrial large ribosomal subunit. The record is from RefSeq and is a predicted model, not a curated record. The coding region runs from base 37 to 705 and encodes 222 amino acids.
GAUUCAAACACGCAUUGCCAACGCACCACCACCACAAUGAUCUGCCGAACCUGCCUCCGCGCAGCCUCCCGCGCCCGAAUACCACCAUCAACAUCCAUCUCCCUACCCUCCCGCGCCUUCACCACGGCCCCAACCCUCCGCGCCGCGACCCCCGUCACCGCAACACCCACCCCCACAGCCAAACAACCACCGCCGCCCGCGACCUCCACCUCCGCCGCGCAGCCCUUCAGCGAAGCCAUCACGCCCGCGCCGAAACAAGAUGCCGCGCCCCCAGCCGCAGAGAAGAAGGCGCCGCUCGUGCGCAGCUCCGUGCCGGCUGGCACGCCGCUCAAGGGCCUCAACUUCCUGAAGGACAGGCAGGAUCCCGUGGCGCUGCCGGACGAGGAGUACCCCGAGUGGCUGUGGAGCAUACUGGAGCGGCAGGAGCAGAAGGGGGAGGCCGGCGGGCAGGGAGAUCUGUUUUCCAAAUCGAAGAAACAACGUCGUCUGGCCGCCAAGCGCCUGCGCAAGGAACAGCUCGCGAACCCGGGCAUGCUCGUCCCCAAGGUGCCGAUAUACGAGCAGACGAUCGAUCUCCCUGCUGGCGAUGGGACUGUGGACGGGGCUGUCAAGGCGGGCGAGGCGAGAGGCGAGUUGACGAAGGCGAUGCGGGAUAAGCGGCGGGCGGCUAUUAAGGAGCGGAAUUUCUUGAAGGCCAUGGGCUAGAGUAUGCUACCACCAAAGAGUCGGGACAUGUAGGAUUACAGAAUGGGGGCGUGCAGUUUGCACAUUGCAUACGUAGAAAGGCUGGAAGGAUGAGGGAAGAACUGUACGAUCUGUAUAUAUUGUACCAGUAAAACGCGGCCAUGGAGUUGGACUACAAAUUAUCGAGAUUACUAACGUGUACGGAUAACGCGCGCAGUGCGAACGCUCAAAUCAAACAGUCUGCGAACCCUCACAU